UGACUGCAACUCUCAACUUGUGACGGUAAUGACGAACAGUCGGUAACCGAAAUGUUGCCAGAUUCGGUGGAAAGACCCCGGCGGCUUCCAGUCAGCGCCAUAGCCUACCGGACACAGCUCCAAGAUGUCAAAAUGGCUGCCUGCUUCACCAUAAAGAACCCCCAAGACGCCGCCAUCUACGUCACGGGACUGUCUGCCAGCAACUCCUGGCCCUGCCCGAGACCACAGACCCACGGACCAACCCAGACACCGUCAACGCCUUCGCUUCAUACCCGGCGACACUCGGACAAGUCCCUGCAACUCAGCCCUGGCUACCGGCCCGUGUUGGCCGUGACGCGGCGAAGUUUGCCCACCGCUGACACCACGCAUGGAACGGUAGCGGUCUCAGAAAACCAGGACAGUAGGUUUCUAUCCGCGGACCCUACAUUCCGAGAGUUACGAAACGGGAGUUUCAAGCAAAACGCCCCCUCGACAUUGGGGCGCCCUCUUCCACCAUGCAACGUUCUGAAGAGUAAAUCUUCCUUGAUGUCUCGGGACACGUCUACCAAAUCGCGUUCCUCUUUCAGUUUCCUUAGCAAAUCAAAAGUUGACCUCAGGACAGGGUUCAUGAGGUCCCUGUCUAGGCCGACUCCGGGCGAGCUGGAUUUGAAGCACCACCGAGACUUGCAAGACAGCAGGAGAAGGGAGAGAGAUGGUGAACCGGACUUGGACAAGCUCAACAUGACAGAGAUCAUGCGAAUGUUGAAGAGCAAGUCCCCCGUCCAGACAGGAACUACUCAAGACACAACUCCGACAAGUGAAGAAUGUCAGAAAUUUACCAACACUCAGGAAAGAGACAGUGAUGAUUACAAUGCUGUUCAAACUGAUUCUGUACAUGGACAGUCACCUAAAACCAAGUUGAAAGCUCCGCUCUUUACGCAUGAGAUUCCUUGUGAGCCACCGCUUGUGUCAAACAAGCACAAGAACAAGGAUCACAAGCUCAGACUUCAAGCACUGUACUCGCAGUACAACAAGUAUGGAUUGGAAGAUGUCAAAUCUCACGAGAUUUCCACGCAGGGUCGGACUUCCAAGGACCACGACAGGAAAGUGGCUGAGCAAAUGGCUCGAAGACCGUCUAGACCAUCAGAGCAUGAGAACCGGAUGCGAGUUAACAUCCUGUCGCUUGAGAGUUUCGGAGAUGAAACUGGCGAAUUUACGGGAGACGUUUAUCAGACCAGUUCGUCAGAGUCGUGCAGUGAACAGAGCAGUUGGUCUGGCUCCGGUGGGGAAAGGUACACGCCGCGUAACGCAGGUGCUCCGCUCUUGCACCCAGACUCCUCACAUGGGGAGCAGGGCAGGCAGUGUCCCCGUUGCAAAGGGGCACAAUCCGGGAAACGAACUCGCUCAACGCGAAGAGUUAGGUACGCGGAGCCGGUUGUGGCACCGAGUCCGGACGGUAAUGGUAGCCGGGGGAUAGCUAGAAUGGCUGGGAGGGACUUAUAUGAUGACCCGGUACAAUACUUCGAUCUGGAACCCCAUCAUUACAAGAUUCCCUUCGCUGAGUACAUCAGCAUCAGCCACCCGAUGAGACCUCCGGCCAACAGCCCCGUCAGCGUUCUCUCCGAGGACGAAGGUGACCACGAUCUUUUGAAUAUGCAUGAGCGUCAAUCUGACCAAUGGUCGUUGAGCUAUCACGCGAAGAGCGCCCCCACUCGAGCGAGCAGCGCCAGCGGCUUUAUCAAGGGCCAGGUCAAAGUUGAAUCGCACGGGUCAAAUAAAGCAACCAUUGACAUUUUCUUACCGCAGAUGACGUAAUUAAUCAGUCAUGUGUUUAGAAUAACAAUUUUAGUAUGAAUACCUUGCCCACACUACAUAUAGCUGACAGUAUUUUAUCAAACCACAGCAUAGUAAACCUUGAGCUACAUCUAAAUGAUAUUUUACGAAAAGUUGACAAUAUGCCCAAGAAGACUCCGUCAACUUUACGAUGUUUUAAUUCCUGUUUUGUGAGAGAGUAAUAUUGCACUUGAUCCCGGAGCCGGAAGGGGGCAUGGGACUAAAGGUAGCGCUUUUUUAUACCAUUUUUGAGUUGAGAGUAAAUAUGAAAAGCUGUCAGAAAGAAUUUCACUAUAAGGGAGGGUCAUUCAUUCCCUCUAUCGACAGCCGGUUCAAGUGCGCCCUCCAUGCCCGUUUUAAACUUUAUUAUCUUUUAAAAACUCUCCACUCUAUAAAUUAUCAAAGCGUACUUUAAAUUGAACACAUUUUAUCAUCAGGAUUAAGAUUCUAGAGAAAAAGAAAUAUAAUAAAAUUAUUUAUAAAAUAACUUUUUAUCUUGUUGUCUUUAUUGUUUUAUAUUCUCCGACCGUUCGUUUUAUCGCACAGUAACGCAAAAUAGCCCUUUCAUUUUCUUUUUCUUUCGUCGUCAGUAACCGAUAACCGACAUUUCCAUAAUGUACAAAGCUUCAUUGUCAGUUAUUGUGACACCAAACGUUUGUUGUGAUGGGAAAACAUUGGAGCGGUGGUCAGCUGUCAACGAUCGGUUGGGCGUUAUCAAAAUUGUUUAAUUCA
Messenger RNA from Patiria miniata (bat star), 2544 nucleotides. RefSeq lists its product as uncharacterized. Bases 52 to 1794 code for a protein of 580 amino acids. NCBI's taxonomy places the organism in Eukaryota, Metazoa, Echinodermata, Asteroidea, Valvatida, Asterinidae. The record is from RefSeq and is a predicted model, not a curated record. The transcript is spliced from 2 exons.